Molecule: messenger RNA, 7645 nt
Organism: Spirometra erinaceieuropaei
Lineage: Eukaryota; Metazoa; Platyhelminthes; Cestoda; Diphyllobothriidea; Diphyllobothriidae
Source: the annotation of a GenBank genome assembly
AUGUGUGCCGAUGAUCUGAAAGUUACGGAUCGAUAUAAGCCAGCAGAUCGUGAAAUCGUGCUCGAUCUCCUAAAGACCAACCAACAGGCCUUUGCCCAAUGGUGCUGCACAUGGUGCCUUUCUCUUUCUUGGCAUAAAUGCACAGUCAUGGUGGUUGGCGAAGACCACCAACCUCAACUAAGUAUUGAUGGUCACGACAUAAAUGUGCCUGGGGUUAGUAAUGUUCUGGAUGUAUCAUACUUCGAAAUUCUAAAUCUUUCGGAGCACUGGGUCCUGAUAGUCUCCAAAGCACGCAGAACGACCGGGUUUACCUCCGAAACUUUAGAACCAACGAUAUUAGAAUGCGCCUUUAUAACAUGUACGUCAGACCUGGCCUGGAAUACAGUUCGUCUUUAUUUGGCCUCAUGCAUGCAUCUGAGCGCAAGAAAAUAGAAUCUGUCCAGCAUUUUUUUACCAAGAGAGUUUUACCCCCGGAACACCGGCAUUUGUCGUACCAAGGACGUUGCCGGCUUGCGGACCUUGAUCCACUGUUAUUUCGUAGAUUAUAAAAGGGAUUAUUUUUACUAUUUAAGCUUUUGCAUAAUCACACCUUUAACCCGCCCACAAGUUUAAAACAUCCUAUCCACCCCCGAUGUAACAGUCACCGUGAGGUAUUUUUAUUUCUCCCUCUGGCACGUAUCGUUAAAUAUCAUCGGUUCUUUUCUGUGAAAAUAACUGAAAUUUGGAACAAAUUAUCCAGGAAUAAAAAAAUUCUGCCAAAUUACUCUUUGUUUAAGAUAACCACUACUCGUUUCUUGCAUUCAAAAAAACUCCCACAUAUUUUGGAUGCUGAUUUUAUUUACCGUAGUGAGGGAGUUCGUGGUACCUGAUUCCCCUGGCCGGCUUCGCCACGUGAGAAAUGUUGCUGACCCUACAACCCGCAGAACUUGGGGCAAUUUCUUCAGGCGACAGCGAGCAACAGUUCUUCAACGCUUCUGUUAGGCCAAGUCGCAAUUUCAUGAAAAGGAAUGGCGACUGAACAUAUCCGAAGCAUCGUUACUCACCGCUUUCUUGACUGCUGUCAUUUCACGGGCAGCAGUUUUUUUCCUCCUGAACCAUCAAAGCUAUGCAAAAACACCAUCCUCUGUAUUUAAUUCGCAGAAGUUUUUUUUCACUGUUAGCCCCAUCCGCGCUUUAUCUUUCCUUGACGAUGCUUAUAAACUGGCAUUAAAUGCACUUAUUAUUCUUAUAAGAGUCCUGUGAUAACGUCACAAGUGUAAUUUCGAUUGUCGUGGACGGUGGUGGCCAGCGUGUGCCCCGCAGAAGAGUGGGUGCGAGACGGUGAUUUACGCGUGUAUUAGUUUGUAAUGAUAGCAGACUAGCACAGCACCUGUCGAGCUGUCACCUCUCUCAAUCUCCUGUGCCUGGUUUCGAGACAGAGUCAGAAAGACUGGAGGCGAGAUCAGGCGCAGUCGCGGCAAAACUUUGUAAGCAGUCCGUCUACAAUGGACCAGGUCUUCACCGAAUCCCAAGAGCCGAUUGGAUACCAUCUACAUGGGAGCGCUAUAAAGGCCACAUCGAGAAGGUUUCAUGGCAGCCUGGCUCCCUUUCCUGAGUGUAGGACCAAGUUACCCCGUCAGUUGCCAGCCUUCUAUAGCCACGUCUUUUAGCACACUGCCAUAGUUUGAAAGUAUAUCAGGUUGUUUAAGGAUGAGGAGUAUGCGCGAAGACGGUCGACGUCACCCUUUUUCCCCACCCACGCACCAGUUCAGUGUCCGAGCCGAUCAGUCAUCUUUUGCGGGAAUUGGGACUGACAAUAUAGUAGACAGCCAGUCUGAGCAUCCCACAUGCACGGCCUGGUCUCCCCAUUACACAUCUGAUUUCCACACAUUACGGGCGGGCUGUUCAGAGCUCACGUGCUUAAUAAUAAAACAGAGGCCACAAAAAGGAGCCGAAGACUACGUUCAACAAUUACGUGAGAAGUGCCCAGCCUGUGCUUUUUAUGGGUAAUGUGGGACGGGUUCGUGUGUUUGUGGGGAAAUGCGCAGUGACUGGAUUUGGCCUGCGGUGGUUUGCCGCAGAUUAUGACGAAGAUGCAUGUAACUGCGUGGGCCCAUGUGGUGACGGAACGUCAUGGGACAUUGCCUGCAUGUAAUGCGCUUGGGCCGGGUGUAUGUGGGGGUUUCAGGCACAGGUUCGCCGAUCUCAUAAAGACGGAUUCGCAAGUGGUCAGUCAGGCCAAAGUGUGAUGUGAAAGUGCGAUCGGAAUGAGAACAUACUUGGGUAAAAUCCGCAUUACUGUUAGUGGAGGUGUGGGUGGCUGGAUAACGGGACACCGGUAUUUUUCUCACUAGUGGUGGGAAUGGGGGGGGGGUGGUAGUCAUCGUCGUCGUUAGGGACUUUAUGACAGUGAUGUUUGUGGUGUUGGUGGUGGUUGUGGUGGUGAAGGUGAGCAUUUUCCCCCCAAACGGGCCAUGCGAUAGAUGCGCUGGAUCAACACGAGGGCCAUAUCGGAUUCUGGCAGGCUUUCUAUGACAAUUACAAAUGGGACGUUGGUGAAUCAUUUUUGUAGCCAUAUAAUUAGCGUUGGCUAAGUGUUACUGAAGUUGGGUGGAAAUUUAAUGAAGAAGGGAUAUGAACUCUUCCUUAGCAUCUGUUCAGUACACUUAGAGAAGGUGAGGGGAAUAUUUAAAAUGCUUCUCCAUAAAUAUUCCAGGGAGAACGUUCCACAUUUCAGUCAGAUGUUCCCCUAAUAAUUCGGACCGGAAAGAUGGCUUAGACAUUUUUAUGGAGGUUGUGGCUGUUUUAUCUGCCGCCGGUGUACCAACGCAACUCGUUUCAUGUAGGCAAAAACUCCCAAUAACCUUAGUUCCUCUUUCCAAGGUCCACCUCUAGGCCCGCAAACUCUUCUGCAAAUCAACAAAACCCCCGAAACAAUAGUUUCAUUCAUGCUACAGUGAAAAAGGUUUAUUAUAGGACCUCUUGAGCGCUGUUGGGUCCCUUAGAUCAUUUAGUUGUUCGCCCCUUUUGCUGUCGCCCGCGUUCUCUUUACCGUCCUGACUAACCUCGCGACCGAUUGACAUAGACGUUCUUGUCCGGUUAUUGUAUUAUUUGACUCCCACGCAUUAUUUCAUUUUUGAUUAUACUAUUGCACUUUUCGAAAGUGUUAUUGUUCCAUGACGUGAUGUUUGAUGCAUGUGGUGAACCUUGUGACGCUUACUUGUUCCAAUCCCUGUUGGUCGUUUCAUAUUUGGUUACAGUGUUUCAUUUUAUUUAAUGUUUUCUCCUAUCACUCAUCGCUGUUCUUUUAUUUUGUUUCCACCCCCGCCCACUUCACUUGCUUCUGCUAAUCCCAGACCCCGCCUUGGUUAAUACUAUUAUCAGUGAUGCGGUGUACCCAGUCCACCCUAAGCAGUCGUCCAUCUAGUAUCGACCGGCUCACUGCCGCCUAAGGGAGGCCUCUCACCCAAUAAUCUCCAGCUACGCCAAAGUCUCUCGGACUCGCAUUAUAUGUAGUCGGCAGAAGUUUCCGUAACUGGUGGUUUCAGGCCAAGCACUGUCCGAUGCACUUACCAUCAGAGCACCGAAUAGACUAUCUCCUGAGGCUCCAAUGCCAAUAUGCUAAAGGCCGUUCGGUCACUCUUCUGAAGAAAAGGGCGACAACCUGAGACCUUGUAUCGAUUACCGGCCGCUGCAUAAGGUCACUGUAUUCAAAGAUUUCUUUAUUCCGCAUAUCAUUGACAUCAUCGAUGCCUUAGCCGGCUCUUCUCGGUUCGACAGCUUCGAAUUCUCUCUCGCUUACUGACGAGUAGAGAUCCUACCAGAUUAUAGCUGAAAGACAACAUUUAUCCUCCACACUGCUCUCUACUCGUUCAAUACUCCGUCCAGUGUCCUCGUGAAUGUCACUGCCAUUUGGCAAAGGUUGGUGGAGCUCGCCCCUAGACCGAUUAUCCCGGCCCAGUCCCGUGUGUCUGGAAGGAAUUGUUAUUCGCAGCAAGUUUGUCAAACGUAUGCUCGGCAAUUGGAGUCAACAGCUCCAGAAUUAACAGGCGGCAGGUUUACGAUCGGCCCGAAAAGAUGUCAUUUGCUCAAACAUUAGGUAAAAUAUCUCGAAGUCAGUACCCAGGACUGACAUCGUUCUUGACCCUGAAAAUAUUUGCCAGAUACUUAAACGGCGAACUUUACAAUCACAAACGGAUGUGCAGUCCUUCUUGGGGUUGGCUCCUAUCACCAUCGUUUUGUUUACGGUUUAUUUAAUAUCGUCCUUCCACUCCAUCGUUUAAAUAGAAGGGCAUUCGUUGCGCGGAUAAAAUAUAUCUCACACUCUUCUCAACCAUCAUAGAAAUCUUAACAUUGACGUCUAACUUCGUGUUCUCCAACAGCAGUGUUUAAAGUCCACGAUUCAUCUCGUAUACCGACGCUAGCGAAUUUAUUAUGGGAGUUGUUCUUAGCCGGAUCGAUACGGACGCAUAUAAAUGCAAAUAUAAUUGUACAGGCCUGAAGAACUACGUAAUUGUUUACACUAGCCGAUGCCUGGGCAAGGUGUAACGAAUUUACAGUGCCACGCGACGGGAGAUGAUCGUUGUUGUCGCGUUUGCAAGAAAUUUCGACACCUUCUACUUGCAAGACACUUCGCCGUCCUCACCGACCACCACACAACCAAGUGACUACGAAAUUUUAAGGACGCCGAGGGACAAACUGCCAGAUGGCGAAAAGCAUUUGAAGAAUUAGACUUAAAAAUGCGUCUCGGUCCCGAAAACAUAACCGCAGCACUGAAGCCUUUUCCCAUUCAUCACCUAUUCCGACAAGGAUACCACACACCACCCUUCCUUUUCCGACCAUCCACAUAUUACACGCCACCCAAGAAUAACGGGUACGAAUGCGGGCGUUUGGUCUAGUUGUCUCCCUCAUAUACGACUGACAGUCAAACGGUUUUCUAAACCCAAAAAGCAGAAACGCAGGAUUGUGGCCUGCUCAAAAGAGUGCAGAUACUAGCCAUAAAAUGUUUAAGAAGUCAGGGAGCAUUGUCGUACUAAAUGGCCUAAAUAACCUAAGUAUUGGUUCUUUGAGUCAAAGACAAUUGCACGGGAAUUUGAUAUAGACUUUCCUCAUUGUGCAUAGUUUGAUUUGUGCCGUCCAGUGCGGAGACAUCUCCAAACUCAUCACUAAAAUCAAACUCCAGAGGUAUCGCUUCAUGCUGCUUGCGCGUCAAGGAAGACUAGAAGUGAAAAAGUAUUUUUUCACAAACCGUGUAUAUGAACCAUGGAAUAACUUCCCGAUACGGUUGUUAUGUGUAAAUCUGUAGUGGUGUUCAAACAUCGUCUUGACAAACACAUGCUGCAGCUAUCAGCCACUACGUUACUAUGUCACCCUCAAACAAACGCCCUUAUGCGAAACUAAGUCAACUUCCACCUGACAUUGUAAGUUAUGUAUAGUAUUGUCCUUUCUUUCGAUAUUUAUGGGACAAGAAGGAGUUCAAAAGCUCAAAAAUCUUCCGCUCAAGUACACUGAACUGAACUGAAAUGACGCCUUCGUCCACGAACUGAAGAAUCCUAACUCGGAGGCCCAAUGCCUCAGGUUCAUGUGGCCAUAUCCUCCUCUAGUCGACGACAUCCUCUUUUUCCAACACUAAAUGCCCUGGUGUUCCCCAAGUUCUUAGAUCUCGAGUCAUACGCGACAUUCACUGAGGACUGGCACAUUGUGGACAGGUCCGACUUCUAGCCGCAGUCAGCCAGCGAUAUUUUGGGUGCCUGAUCAUGGGCACGACGUAUUCUUACUUUGUCAGGGGUGCCAAACAUGUGACCAAAUCAUAUAUUUUUUGUUCGUGUACAGUUAUUUCUAACAAGUUGACAUGUAAUCAAUAAGGUUUUCAAAGGCUUUGCCUAUUAUCCUUACCAAAAAACUGAAUAAACUGAAAUAUCCCGUAGUCCAGCCUACUGCGCCUCUAUAAUCGGAAUCGGUAGGAUUCCCCAACCACCGCAUUGACGUAGAUGUCACUGGGCGUUUGUUCUAGACAAAGCAUGACAACGAUUUCAUUUUGGCCAUCGUUUACCAUUACACAACGUGGUGCGAAGGCGUACCAUUCCAAAACCAAGGAAGUCUUAUAAUAACAGCGGCACUCGACGACCACUGGAUUGCUCGCCAUGGAAUCCCAACAUUAUCUACACAGAUCAGGGGAUUGCUCUCGAAAGUCAAUCAUUUCGGGGUCUCUGUAACCUUCCGGGGAUAGUUAAAACCUUUCCUACCAUUUUCCCUCUAGCAAGAAACGGAUAGGCGGAAAACACGAACAUUAUUCUGAUGUCAUUCUUCCGAAUCAUAGUCGAUAAGUCCCGUGUAAACUCGUAGGAUGACCUGCCUUCGCUCGAUAUCUCUUGGCCUACCGCGCCUCCAUUUACUCCAUCUCAUUCACUUCCCAUACGAUACUCUUUUGGCGCGACCUGCAUCUCACGUCUGGAUUAAUUAUGUGAACAUCCUCCACCCCCAACGGAACAACCACACUGAUGCCUCGGCCGCCUCAUAGGCUCCAUUCAAACCAUCUACGCCACGACCAGGAUGAAGUUUCAAGCUGCGCGGCAACAUUAGAGUAACUAUUACGUCCACCUGCCACAUGGAACGUAAUACGAAUAAGGUGAUCGUGUUCGUUUGCACAACGGUCAUUCCCCGUAGGCUCUGCGAUCAAGUUUCAUCGUCUGUGGUCUUUGCCACAUAGAAUCGUUCGACGAUCUCCUACUCCGUCUGCCACAUCCGCCUGGAAUACGGGCCUUUUGACUGAAUAUAUCAAGUCUACAUCGAUCGUCUCAAAUUAUGUGCGUGCUAAUCUCCGUUUGUCUAGCGUACCAUGUCUUCAUCUCCUCAUUCGGUCAAUUGCCUCUCCCCCCCGCCCCCCCCACCCAUCACACUCGCCCCCGCUCUGCAACUCCGCUCUCUGCUCAUCCCGCGCCGAGGAUGGCGUUUAACCUCUUGAUGGGGGCCGUGUAAUGACACCACUCCCCAUAUGUAGGCAAAAGUUUACAGUAGCUCUAUUUUAUCUUUCCGGAGUUCAUCUCUAGGCCUGCAAACUCUUAUGCAGGUCAGCAGAACCCUCUUAGCGAUUAUUUUAACUAGCCAUUCUUCCCUUUCGUAACCGACUGCCUUCCAUUUGUUGUCUUCAAUAAACUCUAGAUUAGUUGAGAUCGUGGUUCCUUUUCGAUUAUUCAUUUGUUGAACUGUCAGAUAGUAUUCCACCGCGUCAUUUUACUAUUGUUCCACUAGUUGGUGUGAAGCGUGUCCGUUGAACUUCGUGAUGCUUGUUUAUCCCAACCCUUGUAGGUCGUUACACGAGUUGUUGGUCAACUAGCUACCCUGGCCUUUCUAGGCCUAUGCCAAACCCUGGAUUGCCUAUAGUAGAUUUCUAAAAAACUAAAAUAUAUUUAGGGGCCACUGAUUUCGGGGUAAAACCAGCGCUUUUACCUGUAAUUGAAUAUCCUUAGUUGACUUGAGCAACAUUGUAGUUUUGUUGGGCUGAAAUUGAGACGGGCAAAGGGAACUAUUAGGGUGUCACGAACCUACCCAGUCAACGGUACCUUUUUGCUACUCAAUUCUUUUAUUUCCUUUUUCAGGGCCACGUUCAACGCCCACAAACAACCAGAACAACCACCAGGGUCCCGCUAAUGACCAAUUUGUCUAA